AUGAGUAAAGCCUCAGCAUCAGACAUGGAGUUUAAGGAAGAGGCGUCAAGCGCGGCGUUGGCAUCGAUAAGCGUGUCCACCAAGCUACCAGAAUUUUGGACAGACUUGCCAAGGCUAUGGUUCGCACAAUUCGAGUCUGUAAUGGCCCCACAGAAGCAGGGUGAAGAGACCAAAUUCAACUUGGUCAUAUCAAAGCUGGGAAAAGAGGCCAUUCAGCAGGUCAGCGACCUCGUGAUGUCACCACCCGCCCAGGACAAGUAUACGGCGCUUAAGGAGAGACUGCUGCAGGUUUAUGAAGAGAGUGCUGAAAGACAAAUGCAGAAGUUGGUGUCGGAGCUGGAGUUGGGUUCGCAAAGACCCUCCCAGUUUUUAAGGCGCAUGAAGGAUCUGGGUCGCAGCGCACAAAUUUCGGACAACACACUUAAGAGCCUGUGGUUGUCGAAGAUGCCGUCAUCAGUUCGAGCAGUCAUGGCGGUUUGUGAAGAUCAGUCUCUGGACAAGCUGGCGGCCAUGGCAGACAAGAUUACUGAAUACACCAACGUCGGAGAUGUGGCAGCCGUGUCAUGCAAGAAGGCAGCAGAUGGACAGCCGGACGAGCAGAUUGGAGCUGGAGGUUGCAGCGCUCCGCGCUGA
Molecule: messenger RNA, 633 nt
Organism: Aricia agestis (brown argus)
Lineage: Eukaryota; Metazoa; Arthropoda; Insecta; Lepidoptera; Lycaenidae
Exons: 1
Coding region: 1-633 (210 amino acids)
Source: RefSeq, a predicted model, not a curated record